This is a messenger RNA of Aspergillus eucalypticola CBS 122712, 285 nucleotides long. RefSeq lists its product as uncharacterized. The transcript has a single exon. The record is from RefSeq and is a predicted model, not a curated record. NCBI's taxonomy places the organism in Eukaryota, Fungi, Ascomycota, Eurotiomycetes, Eurotiales, Aspergillaceae. The coding region runs from base 41 to 247 and encodes 68 amino acids.
AUUGCGUACUUCGUGUUUGAUUUACUGACUCACUGCAUGAAUGGGUGGAUUUGACUUGCCCUCGGGAGAAGUUGGAGCCGACAGGAUUCAUAUCCUGGGCUCGUUAGGAGAAUAUCGGAUCCUCUCUGUGCUUUUGCUGGUUUGGACUGGGGGUGGGGGCAUUGUGACGAUGGUUGGGGGCAUAAUCAGGAGUUAUGCAGGACUUCUGUCGCUGCUGAAGGAUGAGGAGGGGGGUUGUUAUCUCUGAUCCUGGGUGAUUAGAUCGUUUGAAGGAUGAAGUGGUUG